This is a messenger RNA of Rotaria sp. Silwood2, 1536 nucleotides long. Lineage: Eukaryota; Metazoa; Rotifera; Eurotatoria; Philodinida; Philodinidae. The record is from the annotation of a GenBank genome assembly.
AUGCUGUGUUUAGGUGACGAUGAAGAUAUUGAAGAAGAAGAAGUGGAAGAAAAAGAAAAUUCUAAUCCAUCUGUUGAUCCAAAUCGACCUUCAUUAAAGACUAUUCUUACACGAUUGGAAUCAUCUGAUGAAUCGGUACAAAUACAACCAGCAGAACAAAAUGGUCGAACUGAAUGGUUUAAUUCUUCACAUCCAGUUCAAUUUGAUUCUGAACUUGAAAUGCUUUGUUCUGGUGCAUUUGGUGGAGAAAAUAUCAUUCCUCCAUCGCAAAAUUGCAAAAGUGUUGAACCGAUAGCUUUUUCUCCAUUACCGAUAACACAAAUUGAAGAAGAAGAACCGGAUAUUGAAGUACGACGUACAAAAGUUCGACAAUUGAUUGAUGAUGAUGAUGACGAUGAAGAUGAAAAUGGUUCAAAUAAACCAUUGAGUAGUGGAAGUAAUAAUGUCGAGGAAAGCGAAGAAGAAAACGAAGAAGAAGAAGAACAACAACAACAGCCAGAAGAAGAUCUAGAAGACAAUGAAGAAUUAGUUGAUUAUAAAAAACAACUAUUUGAAAUGGAAGCUGAAGAAUCAGGAAGUGAAGUUGAUGAAAAAGAAAAAGAUAAAGAUAAAGAUGAUGAAAGUGACAGUGAUGAAGAUGAAGAACCAGAUGAAGAAUUACAACAUUUUAUUGAUACAGCAGCUAUUGAAAUAGAUGAAGAUGAAGCCGAUAAUAUGGCUAAAGUACAUUUAAAAAUCAAAGCUAAAGAAGAUGAACAACAAUUAAAAUUACUUAAAGAACAAUAUCUUGAUUUUGAUGGUGACGAUGAUGGAAGAAGAAUAAAAAUUUCAAAAGUACCGAUAGAUGAUGAUGAUAAUAAUGAUGAAGAUGAUGAUCCUGAUUAUAAUAGUGAAGCAGGAGAAGAAGACGAAGAUGAUGAUGAAGACGAUGAUCCAAUAAAUUUAAAAGAUCGAAUGAGUGAAUUGGAACGACAACGUUCACUACAAGAUAAUCAAGCCGAAGAACUUCAUCUUAAUGAAGAUUUAGAUAGUAUCGGUCAAAAUAGUUCUAUGUUUCAAAAAGGUCUUGCACUUAAGCAGAAAAAACUUCAAAGUACAACUACAACACAUAUUGAAUCAACUACUCAAAUAAUAACCGAUUCGAAUACUAAAAAAAUGAAUCAAACUCGUUCUGUCACUCUUAGUUCUGUUCUAUUAGCUAAACGAUUUAGUUCAACACUUUUAGCACCAGUUCAUAGAAAUAAUACAACGGUAGCUAAUCUAAAUAAUACCGAUGAAACAACAAUAACAACAAAAAAACAACAUAAUCCUCGACGACAUGUUUUUUCAACAAAUUUAACAACAGUUGGUGCAAAUGAAAAUCAAAAUCCGGUCCAAUCAACAACACCAGCUGGUGAAAAACGAGCAAAUUCAGCUGAUAAAUCUCCGAAAACUAAUAUUAAAAGAUUUAAACAAUCAACAACAAUUGCAACAAAAACAAGUGAAUCUUCAACCAGUGUAUUUUCUGCUUUAGCAUUUUCGAAUACACGUCAUUAA